Molecule: messenger RNA, 6294 nt
Organism: Pantherophis guttatus
Lineage: Eukaryota; Metazoa; Chordata; Lepidosauria; Squamata; Colubridae
Gene: CAPRIN2
Product: caprin family member 2
Biological process (GO): positive regulation of canonical Wnt signaling pathway
Cellular component (GO): cytoplasm
Molecular function (GO): signaling receptor binding
Source: RefSeq, a predicted model, not a curated record
AAAACCAUGUAGGCUGGGCAGGUAGGUAGAAGCUAGUUAGAAGCAAUUCUACCUGGCUUUCUACUUUUAUAUUUUGCUGAAAAGCUGGAAUCUCUCAUCUGGGUCAUUACUUCAUGGCUCUUUGCCCUAGCCGUUUCAAUGGUGCAACUUUCACAGUCCCCCCUCCGCCGCCCUUCACCUUCAUGCCACUCUGAGGAAGGGGAAGAGAAGAGCAUGAAGCCAGAUAAGCAGCAGGUGACCCAAGGUCCUCGAGGGGAUAACCAGCCUCCCAUGAGCCCCCUGCAGGCAGCUUUGAAUUCUGCAACCACAGCUUCUCAGGCAUACGAGACUUACAUUGAUAAUGGACUUAUCUGCUUGAAACACAAAAUUAGGAAUAUUGAGAAAAAGAAGCUCAAAUUAGAAGACUACAGGGAUCGGCUGAAAAGGGGGGAGGUCCUCAAUCAAGAUCAGUUGGAAGCUGUUGAAAAAUAUGAAGAAGUUAUACAUAACUUGGAUUUUGCUAAAGAACUUCAGAAGACAUUUUCUGGACUAAGUCAAGAGCUACUAAAAGCACAGCGGAAAGCGCAACGAAGAGAAACUUUACUGAAACUUGAAGCAGAGAAGAAAAAGCUCCGCACAAUACUGCAGGUCCAGUAUGUGCUGCAGAAUUUCACUCAAGAGCAUGUGCAGAAAGACUUCAGAAGUGGCUUGAAUGGUGCAAUAUACUUGCCUUCUAAAGAAUUAGACUACCUCAUUAAGUUUGCAAAAUUGACAUGUUCAGGAAGAAAUGAAACUGUUAGCAUUGAAGACCAAAUGGAGCAGUCAUCACUCUGUUUCUGGGACCUGCUAGAAGGCAGUGAAAAAGUAGUGGUUGGGACAACCUAUAAGCAUCUGAAGGAUUUGUUAUCAAAGCUGAUAGAUUCUGGAUAUUUUGAAAACAUUCCUACCCCUUGCAACAAACCAGAAAAAGAGGAAUUGAAAGAAGAAAUGCUUGAAAAACCCAAACAGUUACCAAAACCAGAGUCUGUCAAUGAAAUAGAAUCUCAGAGACAGCAUGUUCAAUCGGAGAUACAACCUCAAGAAUUUCUUAAUAGGCGCUAUUUGCCUGAAGUGGACUGUACUGCCAAGCCUGAAGGAACUAAACACUGGGAAAUAGAACAUGCUACAAAAAGUGAUCCCCCCAAAUCCUGGGAAAUGCUGGUUGAUGUCGAAGAAGAGGAACAGAAAAGGCAAAAUCCAGAAUCCAUGAAAUUAUUGGAAUCUAUAAACCAGGAAGGGAAGAAGAAGCUGGAACUUUCACAACCUUGGGAAUCGCCUCUUCAAGAAGUUGAUGAUCAUAAGCUUGAUGUUCCGAAGCCUUGGGUGGCUCCAGUUAAAGAAGAGCAGGCCUCUUCCAAAUCCUGGGUAGCAAAAGAGAAAGAACAGCAGGAACCAAAGCAAGAAGGUCCCAAGCCUUGGGUAACUAAAACUAAAGGAGGAUUGGAACAAAACCAGGAAAAGCCAAAAAUUUGGGUGUCUCAAACUAAUAUGGAAACUUUGAAAAAAAUAGAACCCAUGAAGCCUUGGGAUGCACGUGUCCGAGACGAGAUGGAACAAAAGAAACAGCAACCCGAAAAGCCAUGGGUGGGGCAUACAGGAGAAGAGGAUGAGCAAAAAUCCCAACCUCCAAAAGUUUGGGGAACAUCUGAGAGAUCACAGCAAGUGGUCCAGCAGCCAUUACAGAAUACUCCUAAGAUCUGGGGAGUUGGGAAUCUUGUACCAAAGGAUCAGACUGAGCUGAAGAAGCUUGACGGGGAAAUGAAAGAAAGACGAGAAUGCAGAUCAAAGCUUGAAUCAGAUGUGAAAAAAGGUGGAAAGACUGGUGGAGUAAAUGAACACAGCAUUGAUGCGUCAAAGAAAAAAGGGAGCUUUCAGUCAAUUGGAGAAUCAUGUAAAUUACCCAGGAAUAUCCAAAACGUCAUGCAGGUAGCUAAGCCUGUGCACCAAACAGCUGCAGAGUUUUGCUCUACUUCUAGCCUUCCAAAGGAUCCAGUACUCAGAAAAGAAAAACUGCAAGAUUUGAUGACUCAAAUUCAGGGGACUUACAACUUCAUGCAGGAAUCACUUCUGGAUUUUGAUAAACCUUCACAAAGUGCUGGCUGUUCAUCACAAGCCUCUUCUGUUGAUUCUUCUGCUUCUAAUGAACAACUUUCAAGCCAAAAUGACUUCCCUGAACAAUCAAUACAGAGUGCUUCUUCUCCCGUGACUUUGCAUGGAUCAAACACUUCCUUGAUUUCUGAUAACACCUUGUCUGGAUCAGAAACUGAACUUCAUUCACCACAAGUUCCUACUCCACUUUCAAGUGAAUCACAGACACCACUGACACCCUCAAGAAAUACCGUGUCACCAGUACAUCAGGGGAACGUUUUUCAAUCUCCUCCAUCAAGUAGCAGUGCUGUUAAUGUAAAAGCACCUCCUUUUCAGGCUAUGCAGACUGUGUUCAAAGUGAAUGCACCUUUGCCACCUCGUAGAGAGCAGGAUGCGAAAGAGAAUUCUCUGCAUUCCACAGGAUACAAUCAGAAUUUUUCAACAGCCAGCACACAGACGCCACCCCCAUGUAAAUUAGCAUCCACACAAAAUGCGGAACAAACAACUUUUUCACAAGAGUCUCUUUCAAAUGCAGGUACUUGCCAGGCUGAGGGAGCUGUUCCUGUCAGCAAUGGUACCCUCACUUUUUAUGCAGCACAGACAGCCACUUUUCCUAGACCAUCACAGCCUUUUAUUGGAAACCGUGGAUCUAUCAGAGGUUCUCUCAGGGGUGUAAGAUCGAUGAAUAAUUCCUAUCGCUCUCCUGGUGGAUAUAAAGCAGGUUUUGAACCUUACAGAGGAUCACCUUCAAUCCCUAAUGGAACCUAUAGCCAAUUACAGCUUCCUGGCAGAGAUUACUCUUCAAUGCAGUAUUCUCAGAGGGAUAUGAAUUACCAACCAAACUAUAAGCGAGGAGGUAUUAAUAGUGGCCGAACUAAUUCAAGAGCAGGAUGGAACGAUUCUUCUCAGGUGAGCAGCCCAGAGCGUGACAAUGAGAUGUUUAACAGUGGGGAGACUGGGCAGGGUGAUUCCCGCAGCAUCACUCCUGUCGAUAUACCUGUGACAAGCCAAGCAGCCACCCUACUACCUGUACACGUCUAUCCCCUCCCACAGCAGAUGAGAGUUGCCUUUUCUGCUGCUAGAACUUCUAACUUGGCUCCUGGAACUUUAGAUCAACCCAUCGUGUUUGACCUCUUGUUAAACAAUCUUGGCGAAACCUUUGAUAUACAACUUGGUAGGUUCAAUUGUCCUGUUAAUGGUACUUAUGUAUUCAUAUUCCAUAUGUUGAAGCUAGCUGUGAAUGUACCAUUAUACGUGAACCUCAUGAAAAAUGAAGAGGUUUUAGUCUCCGCGUAUGCCAAUGAUGGUGCUCCAGAUCAUGAGACUGCAAGCAACCAUGCAGUCCUCCAGCUCUUUCAAGGAGACCAGAUUUGGCUACGCCUUCAUAGAGGAGCUAUUUACGGAAGUAGUUGGAAAUAUUCUACCUUCUCAGGAUAUCUCCUGUAUCAAGACUGAACAUUAAGCUGCUCCAACGGUUUGGUGAAGGAAGGUGAAAACUGGUGGGCUAGUUUCACACUGCAUACUGAAUACUAAAGUGGGAAAAUGGUGAUCUGUUUUACAAUGAGUUGGAGUUGGAUCAGCACUGAUGUGGCACUUUAUCAGUUGUGAUAUAGCCUUGAUAGUAAAGCUCUGAAUGUUAUGUUUGCACUUACUCUUGAACUGUAAUUUAUUAGCUUACUAUGCUACUCAAAUUUGCCUCAAGUUUAGGCUAUUCGCAACGCCUUGUGCCUAAAUAAAAAAAAAAUUAAUAUGCCUUAGUAUCAGUGUCUGUGCUACUGUGAUAAUUCUGGGUCAUAAUUAACUUUCUGGAGGGCUAUUAAGACUUGGCUUGUUCAUCCGGGCAUUAUGCUAGGAUAGAACUGAAUAAAUAAAAGUGUGAAUUUAAAGCUAGUGGGAUAGUGCUGUGAUUGAGUUAAUGUGGUGUUGUGAGGUUCAAUUGACUAGAUUUCAUUCUGUUUUUAAUUGGACAUUAUUUUAAGCUGCAAGGGUUAUCACAUAUAAGAUAGGUGGCCAUAUAAGUUUAUAAAUAAAUAAAAUAAGAUUCCACUGGAAAAGGAAAACAGAUCCACACCCAGUUAGGAAGCAUGUUCCUUGUAUGUGAAAAGUUGCAGAUUUAAUCCUCCCAAAUCUUCUGGUAGGAGGAAGAAAUAUGAUGGCAUUCCCUGGAGAAUUACUAUUAAAAAUUAGAUGGAACAUCCCCCCAAUCUGCAACACAACAUCAUUUUUAUUUUUUAAACAUUGAAAGCAAGUGGAAUAUUGAGACUAAGAUUCAUUUCGUAUUUAUGUAAUUAUGUAGAAAAUUUGAGUUCUCAACACAACAGCUGCGGGAACAUCUCUUGAUUUCCAGGAUUGGGAAACUAGCACCCACAUAGCAAAACAUCAGCUGCAAGCAUCAUCGUUUCUAAAACUGCUUCUGGCCUUGUAUUUAUCUGGCAGUAGUUCAGGGCUUAAAGCUAUACUUUACUGCCUGGGGGAAAAAAAGGUAAGUUAAGGUGAUAGAAAUGGGGCAAGCCACCAUAUAAAUGGGCACUGUGACUGUCCAUAUUAACCAUGGUGUGAGACCAUAAGAUGUUCCUCAAGCUCUAAAUGUGUCCAUAAGCCCCAAAAGUUGGAAAUCUUGAGUCAUUGUCCCUUCUAGUUUUGAUGCCAACGCUACAGCAGAAAAAUAACCUACAGAUAAUUAAAUAAAUGGGGAAGAUGGUAAACCUUUACCCAAGCAGGAACGUUGCAUCUUAUUUUAUUAAACCACUAGUUAUAUUGGUCACUUUGCUUCAGAUUUUACACCUUUGUUAUAAAACUCUGUUGUUGGAAAUGAGUGGCUGUGUCACUCAAGGUAUUUGUUAGGAACUGUUGCCCUUGGACAUCUGAAGACUAAAGGCUUCAAGAUCUGCACUAUAGCAUCACCAUGGAACCACUCUGGAGAUAAUCACAUUUGAGGACUUUAUUUGAAAAUACCCGAAGAGCAGAUUGGAAGAAUACCUGUAAGCGGAGAUGGUAAAUUCUCCUCUGCGUUCUCCAACUUUUCUCUACAACUUUGGUUCUGUUUUAUUUUACAUUCCUGGUAUUGGUGUACAAGAACAACUACUAACCAUCUAGAAAGUGCUUCUCUCUCUCUCUCUCCCUCUUUCUCUCUCUCUUUCUAAAGUUCCCAUUUAAUUUGACUCAGCAUUUUAUAAAUUCUAAAAGGCCCUCCUAUUUUUCCAAAUGACAAUUAUGUUAGGUGAAUUAUUUGUGAAGCUUCCAUCACAAGCUCUAGCCUUUUCUCUCUCUUCAUCAAAGGAUUCAGUUGGCUUAUGUCCUGAAGGCACCUCCAGAUCUUUUUGUGAAUGUGUGCGGUAUUGAAAAGCUUGCAAACAUCUCAAUAUGGUGAGAUUUGCUUGUAUGUUUGGGAUCGUUCUGUUGCUGCAUGAACAACUUCACCUCAACUUUAGCUGUCAGAAAGAUGGCCUGAUACUGUUCUGAGGAAUUAUUAAAAGUAGAAUUCAUGCUUUAUUCAAUGAUACCAAGUCAUCCAGAGGUUGAAGCAGCAAAGUAUCUCCAAACUAUGACAUUACCCAUGCCUGUGUUUGAUAAUUGGUAUGAGGUUCUUAUUGUGGAAUGCAGUGUUUGGCUUCCACCAGUUCUAAUUGAACCUGUGUGACUUGAAAAGUUCCACCUUUAUUUUGCCCAUAGAACAUUUCUGCAGGAGUCUGGAGAUUCAUCCAGCUGUUUGGCAAAAUUUAAAUAUCUAUGGCUUCUUUCUCACUACUCUGUUUUACACAGUGCUUUUCUAAUGGUACCGAUCAAAAUAUGCCCAGAUCCUUGGAUGGCAUUCUAGGGUUCUUUGUGAUUUCCUAGCCAGUUCUAUUCUAUACUCAAAGUGAUGAGAGCCACUUUUUUUUUUUUUUUGAAGAUUUACAAUGAUCUCAAUUGAUCUUAGUUGCAAGAUUGUCUCUGGUGAAGCUUCAGAGGAUUAAAAUGGUUUUGUAGCCUUUUCUGGCAAAUGGGUAUCACCCAUGUUUUACAGAUGUCUUCAGAAAUUUCUUCUGAGGUGAGAGGGAUGUGCCUUAGAAUUUUUGUGGUGUGAACAUCAGUGAUGUGGGGCCCUGAUCAUUAGCCAUAAUUAUGCCCUUCGGUUGAGGGCAUGAUUUUCUCAUACUGUUACACAUGGGUUGAUUUGUUUAUGAAAUAAAGGAAACAAGCACCAAA